AUCCCCCGGCCGGGAGCGGGAGCGGGAGCCGGAGCCGGGCGGAGCGCGCCCCGCGGCCGGAAGGAGGGCGGCCAUGGGCGCCAGGCAGAGCGGCCCGGCCGCCGCCGCCUCCGCCGCCAACGGGCGCCCGCGGGCUUACUCGGGCUCGGACCUGCCUUCGAGCGGCGCGGGCGCUAACGGGGUCGGGGUCCGGCCGGCGGAGGCGGCGGGGGCGGCGGGAGCGGCGGCGGGGCGCCCCCCGGCCCCGGGCCCCGGCGCCGCCCCGGCUGCGUCCGGGAGCGCGGGGGCUGCGGUCCCGGUGGCGCCCCGGAGCCGCCCCAUCGCCACCCCGAUGGCGGCGGCGGCGGCGGCGGCGGCGGCGGCGUUGGGUGGGCCGGGAGGCCGAGCCGCCCAGUCUUCCGUGACCAUCCCGAGCGGCGUCGUGGGCGUUGUCGGGGGCCCGUACGGCUCGCAGGACUCUGUGAACAGCAGCCCGGAGGACGGCGGAAGCGGCGGCAGGGCCAGGGACCGUUCUGGCGGCGGUGGCGGCGGCGGCCCCCGGCUGGUGAUCGGCUCUCUCCCCGCCCACCUGUCCCCGCACAUGUUUGGAGGCUUCAAGUGUCCAGUGUGCUCGAAGUUUGUACCUUCAGAUGAAAUGGAUUUGCAUCUUGUGAUGUGUUUAACAAAGCCAAGGAUAACCUAUAAUGAGGAUGUGCUGAUUAAAGAUGCUGGGGAAUGUGCAAUAUGCCUGGAAGAGUUGCAGCAGGGAGAUACGAUUGCAAGACUGCCUUGUCUAUGCAUAUAUCAUAAAGGCUGCAUAGACGAAUGGUUUGAGGUAAAUAGGUCUUGCCCUGAACACCCCGCAGAUUAAGGACCAGAUUCCUGUGUAUAGGUUUUCUUAUGUCUUCUUUUCAAGAUGCUUGGAAAACCGAAAAGAUAAGAGAAUCUGAAAACAAAGAUGCGGGAAUAUCCAACCAGAAAUCUGAGUUCUGUGGAACUACUUGACGAAGAUGGACAAUCAAAUGGAAGAAUCCUACUGAAAGGACAGUUGCUUGCUGUAGAGCUCAGUGUACCAAACUUGCAUAUAAAGGACACACAGGGAUUUUGAAAAUGCUGCACACUGAAUAGUCAUCUCCCAGUUCUUGAUAAAUAUUUUGUAUUCAAACGCCAAAGUUAACUGAUUUCUUAGUUCAUUUCUUUUUUAAGUUCUUUAGCACUGCAAGCAGGUUAUGGUGUUUUCUUUUGGUUCGUCUCACUUUUUUCCAGCAUUUCUUCAUUUCUGAACUCCUGAAUGAGGAAGAUCACAUAUUUUCUUCUCAUGAAUUAAAGUCUCCAAUGUCAAACAGAGAUAUAAUCCAGCAGUGAAAGUUUAUUCCUGGAAUAUCAAUCAUGGUCUCAGUGUCCGUGAUCUCAAAUCCCCACCCCAACACACUUUUUUCCCCCCACGAGUGCAAAAUGUAAAUUUCUGCAUAGGAAAAAUAUAUUAUAUAUUUAAUUUUUUAAAUGGGUAUUUAAUUGUCAGAAUGCAAUCCAAAGAGUAAAAUCAUGUUAGGUUAUUACAUUUGAACUGCUCAACUAAGAUUGCUACACUGUUACAGUUUAAACAUUCUCAUUUCUUUUUUAACUGCUUGCCGAUAAGACUACAGUAAAACAUAAACUUGCAGCUAUGCAACUUUUUUAGGAGAAUAAGAAUUACCAAUCUUAAAUGCUGCCAGCAACAGUAAUUUCAUUUUAACGGGUAUUUUUUCAUUUAAUUUUUUUCAGGAAGUUAUUUUACUGUAUUUUAUUUUUCAUUUACAGGCUGUCACUCUAGGUUUGGGAGGCAAGGAGGAGUCUGUAAUUUAGGUUAGUUACAGAAAUGAGCAAAAGAAGAGUUUCCAAGUUACUAGUAUUGAACUCUGGGGAUAGAACUCACUUUAAUUUUGGGGAACAUUUGAUGUAGAUUUAUUUUUUUAAUCAAAAUUAGAACAUCUUUAAUCAUUUGUCACAUAAUCUAGAGGCUGGCAUUUGCUAAGUAAUGCUUUUUCACAAGUACCAACAUUUUCUUAAUUUAUAAUUUAUUCAUGUAUUAUUAUUGAACUGUGGAACAUAGGACCUGAAGAGACUUCUUAACCAAGUCGUCAGCAGGAAGAAAAUGUUGUGAGCAAAAUUUUGUGAAUAAAUAUUAUCAACAGCAAAAUAUAUCUGAAUAGUUCAAAAAAUACUGGAAGAGAUAGGGCUAGAGAAGAACAUCUUUUAAAAAUCAAGAAUUUACAAAUAUGUAAUUUCUACAGUUUCAACAUAAAGGAAAAAUGUGAUCAAUGAAUAUUAGCAGUGCACUUUAAUUGUACGACAUAAAUGGAAGUUGCCUAGUAAGGAGUUCUUACUGCAAGCUUUUCCUCAAAAGUGUUUAGGUAUUAGAUUGUCCAUUUAAUGCUAUUGCACUCAUGUUUUUAAUUUCUUUAGAUUUUUUCCUAUUCUGUUGUUUCUGUUUUCUUUUAAGAAGGACAAGUAUAGAAGCAACUGCUGCUACCCAGAAUAACUUGUUGGUUGUAAACUGACUUUUUAAUUGCUUGCUGGGGAUUGUAGAAUAGAUAACAUUUUUCCUUAGAGUUAUGAUGUGAAAUGUCUUUUGUUAUGCUGCAAGUGAUAAAGAAAUCCAAAAUUCCUUAUGUCCACUGAAAGCACAGUUUCAACUGUGCUUUUUAAACCAUUAAGGAAAAAGUUCCUCCUCCUUUAUUGGUCUUAUUAAAUCUGAGUGGAAUCCUUAUGUCAUUUAUUUUUUGUUUUGUAAAUUUUUACUCCCCUCACCCCUUCAAAUUAUAAUCAAAUAAUACAUUCAUUUUCCUUAAUUGUGGUAAGAAUUAAUUUUGUUGCCUUACAUUCUUGAAGGAAAAGUCAGUUAUUGAAGCUCUGAUAGUUUACUGCCGAUAUUUUCCUGGAGUUUACUUUUAUGAUUUGAUUUGUUUCCUUCAUUUCAUUUUCUGAAAAUAAGUGUGAGUAUUGUUGGUUUAAAAUUCACUUUUUGUGCACACUGGUAACUCUCCAAUCUGUCCCACAGAUCAAGGUGGUAAUACUGUCAAAAUAAUUUGUUUUUCAGAGAAGAAAAUCGGUGUUGAUUAAUGUCCUGUUGUGCUAGAUUAUUAAAACCUAUAUAGAGCCAAGUUUCAACUUAAAUUAGUCGUUGGCUAGCCCUUCCUGUAAUAAAUUCUUCAGAAGUUUCUUCCAGUUACUUUCUCAAAAUAUUAAUCUCAUAAGUAUUAGAAAAUUGAAUUUGAAAUGCAAGUGCUCUAGAGUUUGAGUUCCGAACCAAAAGUUAACAUAUUCUAGAAAAUGCAGGCAAUACACUGCUCCAAGUUGCAGUGCAAACUUCUUUUUAAAUACUUGAUAAUAAUAUUUGUUCACGACAUCUUUAUCAGGGAGAUAUUUAAGAUCUGAGUCCUAACUACUGAAGGCUAAAUGUCCAGAUUUUGAAAUGAAGGCUGAAAGUCCUGAUUAGUGAUCGAAUUAGGUCCAUGUCACUUUUGUAAAUACUUUUUUUAAAGAAGAAAAUUUGCUGCCUUUAGGUAGGGAAAUGUAUAUAGGGGAAGCAAUAUGUUUUAAGGUUUUUGAGUGCCAUGCUUGGUCUAUAAACACGUUAAUGCCAAUUUUGACUCCCCAAGGUUCCUUCAGCUGGCUCAUUUCUUGCCAUAGUAUGUAAAAGAAACUCAGGUUUUACUACAAUGAGCAAUUUGUUAGUAGUCAGUAUAUUUUAAAAUCAUUUUCAAAACCUGAUCAUGAGCCUGGUCAUAGUCUGUGUUUCAAGAGCAGCAACGUAAGUAAUGCAUGUUUGAGUGUUUGAUUUUGUGGACUAGAUGAAACAACAUCAAGAAAGUCACACUGUUGUUUGUUCUCUAUUUCUUAUAGUGCAACAGUUCUCUUUCUCUUUAAAUGCAAUGAGGUAUUUAAAUUUUCUCUCUUGAUAUUUGACUUGAUCAAAGUGUAAAAGAAAAAAAAGCAUGUAAAGCUUUUCUGCGAUACCUGCAAUAUUUAUUUCAAAAAAUGAUUUGUUUAAGUGAACUAAUUUGAGUAAUGUUAAAUUCAUUUUCAAGAUUUAGUUUACUGCAGUAUUUCUCAAACUAGGGGUUGGGUAGGUUUAGACCAAUGUUUUGAAGCUGUGAAUUCUGUAUGAGCAUGGGAUAUACAUUUAUUUGAAAGACAAUGUAGAUUAUGUAAAAAAAAAAUUCUGGUAUUUGCAUACUAAUGAAAUUGGAGGAUGAGAAUUUCCUAAUAAGCUCCACUAUUCAAGAUUCUCUCAAGCCAUGCCAUAUGUGAGAAGGGGAUUGAAUUCAACUUCUUACUGGCUUCUACAUUAUUCAUCAACUGAUUUCCACAUCAUUUUUAGCUUAAAGAAUAUGUACAAGUCAAUUUAAGCCAUUUUUCAGUGAGAGGAAAUUAGUGAAGUGAUGAUAAUUGGUAUUAAUGCAAUUGGUCUGUCACAACUAGGUGGCUUAGAAGGGGCAGCCAUUUUUCUUGCAGUUAAAGUUGCCUUAGGGAAAUCUUGUUAGGCAGCUAUUGUGAGAUUGACUGUAAAGUCAUUUUAUUAUUCUUGUGCAAGUGUUUUUCCUAGUAGAGAAGUGCCUAGCUCAUAAGGAGCUAUUUUUUUUUUUGCUUGCCUUUUCUUCUGCAGUGUGUGGCUUCUGAUUCAUUCUUUGGUUUUGUGACUAUGUAUUCUUUCUAUCUCUUGGGUUUUUAGCUUUCUUCCUAAGCCAGAUAUAGUCGUUCUAAGUGGCCACUUGAUAUUUUCCUUUGAGACGAGAGGAAGGGUUUUCGUUAAUUGCCACUGGAAACAAUGAUAUUCCUGUCUGACAACAGCAGGGGCAGUUUUUCCAGUUGCUCAACUCUGUCCAAGCAAAUUGCCUGGGGUGUGGGACCCUGAAAUGAGGUCUCAGCUUUUAAAAACAAAAGCAAUAUGUUCUAUUUCAAACAGAGGUUUUGAUUUACAAUAGGAAAUGAAUGGCUUACCCCCACAGUCACCUGCUGGCUGUUUGCCAAAAAUAAGAGUCAAGAUCCUUCCCAAGACUAAAUGUGAGAAUGAAUCAUUGGUUUCUGAAGAUGGGGCAGGACAGUACUGUUAUAGCUAAGGUCCAGAGAAUCGGUAUAUUCAAUCCAAAAGCUGUUUUUCCCAAAGUAAACAGCUGUGGGGUCUUUUUAAAAGGAAAGGCUUAAACUGGAACUAAUUAAGAUGUAUCCUCUUCCAUGCCUUCUGCCUAUGUCUCUGUAAAGCGGCUUCUCCUCCUGACCAUUUUUUGUAGCAGUAGUCCCUCCACAUUCUCCCUGCUCCCAGAGUAUUAAAAUUAGACAGACUUCGCACUGAUGGGUUAUAUUUGCCUUAAUCAGAUCUGUUUCGGCAGAAGGUGUUGUGCAACGAUGUAUUACAUUUUACUUCUUCCACAUGACUUCUAACUUAGGAGGUUCAAUGUUCACAAAUAAAAGAAACCACUUGUAAUCAUAACUGGUAACUAACCUCUUGAUGCAUUUGGUCAUUGUUUCCUUUCAGCUCUCCUGUAUCAGGAACUUGCAUCAUCAAAUAUUCUGUGGUAUAUAAAUUGGCACAAGCAUUCAGACAUAAUAUGAAUAGUGCACAGGCACUAUCCAUCAGAUGUCUAUAAGCUUACCAGUUUGAACUGAAGUGAAAUUACUCUAUCCCUGUUGUGUCUUAGGAAAUAAAUCUCCUAGAUAACUUAGGCAAAGCAUCUCAAUAUUUUUAAAUGGAGAGGUGAGAGGCAAGCUCUUUUUUUAAAAUGGCAUAUGUUAAAGCAUUUACUAUGUGCCAGGCACUGUACUAAGCUCUGGGGUAGAUACAAGUUAAUCAUGUUGGGCACAGCCCAAGUCCCACAUGGGGCUCAAGACCUUUAUCCCCAUUUUACAGAUGAGGUAACUGAAGCACAGAAAAGUUGCACAGUGGACAAAUGGAACUGGGAUUAGAACUCAGGUCCUAGGCCUGUGCUCUCUUCACUAGGCCAUACUGCUUCUCUUCAGGAACUGUAUUUUGGACUGCCCAAUUUUAGUGUAUUUAAAAGAUGACAGCCCAGCAAUGUCAUGCAACUGAGGAAAUAUAUUUUCUGACACCUUAUCAUUACUUGGAGUAGAGCAUAAAGGAUACAGCUAGUUUUGCGUACCUCUUUCUAAAAAAAUAAAAUGGGGCCAGAAGCGGUAAAUGAAACUCCAUAUCAGCUUAGGAAAUGUGUGGUUUUUGUAACAAUAAUAGACAAGAUGUCAUCAUUAUUCCCAGCAUAAGCAAGAAGGUCAUUUGAAAUGUUUAAUACAAAAACUGCCUGUAAACUUUGUAUUUGAGGAUGAUUGGAAGAUGAAACCGUAAAGUCUGUGGUUUUUUGGUGGUCUGGCAGUACACAAUCAUAUGAAUAUUUUUUCAUUGAUUUAGGGUAUGUUUAAUAACAUUCCAUUAUGUAAAAUAUGUAAUAAAUCUUUUGAAGUACAA
Molecule: messenger RNA, 6439 nt
Organism: Tachyglossus aculeatus (Australian echidna)
Lineage: Eukaryota; Metazoa; Chordata; Mammalia; Monotremata; Tachyglossidae
Gene: ZNRF2
Product: zinc and ring finger 2
Exons: 5
Coding region: 74-850 (258 amino acids)
Source: RefSeq, a predicted model, not a curated record